AUGACUCUCUCGAUGAACAUCCUCGAAAUGCCAUGGGGAAUGAGAGAGAAAGCAUCGACCAAACUGCUUGAGCUAGAGCGACAACACAAAUCACGACCACGGGAAAACUGGUAUGAAACACCACACAAACAAAAGAAGGCAAGUCAAAGUGUGCAGGUGUGCACUGAACCUCACUUCGAAACAUUAGAGAAGUUUAAACUUUUUCUAGAAACUUUCUCUGAUUACAAUUUCCCCGCCACUCAUGUUGAGGUGCCGCCAAAAUUAUCCCCAACUUUUGAAAAGCAAUAG
Messenger RNA from Sclerotinia sclerotiorum 1980 UF-70, 288 nucleotides. RefSeq lists its product with no specific name. NCBI's taxonomy places the organism in Eukaryota, Fungi, Ascomycota, Leotiomycetes, Helotiales, Sclerotiniaceae. The record is from RefSeq and is a predicted model, not a curated record. Bases 1 to 288 code for a protein of 95 amino acids. The transcript is spliced from 4 exons.